Messenger RNA from Caenorhabditis auriculariae, 2607 nucleotides. Lineage: Eukaryota; Metazoa; Nematoda; Chromadorea; Rhabditida; Rhabditidae. The record is from the annotation of a GenBank genome assembly.
AUGACGAGGAGCGUUUGGGUGGUCCUCGCGGCGCUGGUGGCCGUCGCCUCGUCGGAACUCAUCCGAACCCGUGCCAAACGACAGUGUUGCAAUGCCGGUACCUCCACUUGCUGCGGAAAUGGAGGCGGUGGCGGGAUCUGUGUCCCAGUCUGCGUCGGACAGUGCACUUCGGCUUGUCAGACGGUCGCCUGCCAGCAGACUUGCCAAUCCACGUUUGUUCUUUUUUCUUUUGUUGAACUUUUACUUGUUCUUUGCAAUUCCUGACCAGAACAUGGUCUCAGCACCAAGUUUUCUAGAUGUAGCUUUUCACGCUGAUUCCAAAUCCGGUUUCAAAAUUUGCACAAUUCAUCUGUGAAAAAAGUUAGGGACUCUCAAAAGUGCAAAAUAAUGUCUCCGAUUGAGUUCAUUUUGUGUGCAGUUUGAUGUCCAAUGGACAACUCCGGAUAUUUCUCUCAAAGAAGGUUCUUUCACUUUGCCUUUAGAAAUUUUUCGAAAAUCUGCCAGUACCCAAAUAAAGAAGCCUGCACAACUUCCUAAUUUCCGAGAAAUAAGGGCUCGAAAUUACCCUUUUUGCGGGUACUGGUGAUUUUCUUUCACCCUUUUCUCGAAUCGAAAAGCUCUACAGUCCGUUUUUCGCAACUUGAAAGGACGGGACUUCUCUGCGCCCUCCUCGUCUCUCGACGACCCUCUCAUGUUUACGUGCUAUCUGCAUGUUUCUCUGACCUCGCUGGUGAGGGAACAGAGAGACGCAGAGACGCGAAAACUGUCGAGUACGGACUAUAUCGGUUUUUUUUUUCUAAUGACCCUGCCUAUAAGAGAAAAGAGGUCAUAGACACGUCAGACUGUAUCAAGUCGUAGUACAGCUAUCUCAAAAAUUCCAUGGAAGAUUGAAAAAUAAAAAUUUUCCAGAUGCCAACAACAGUGCGGCGCUACUCAAAAUGUGAGUGAAUAUAUUUUCUUUCCUUCUUUGGAUGUUAAUAAUCUUAAUCUCAGGUGGUCUACAUGCCGACCACUUCUCAAGGAUCCUGCAGCUCCUGCCAGCAAGCUUGCGCUUCGAGCUGCACGACGCCGGUCUGCACUCAGACUUGCCGCCAGAACAGCUGCGGAUCGGUUUGCGGGGGAUCGCCGGUCAGUUGAUCAGCCAAAAGUUAGAAAACCGUUCCGAUUCAUAUCUUAUUGAGAAAGGCUUGAAAAGACGUCUAACUUUUCAGGUGCUCGCCCUGAGCUCAACCUGUCAAUCUUCUUGCCAGAACCAGUGCCAAUCUACAUGCUCAACUCCUUCUUGUUUCUCCGGUAAGUAUCUUUGAAAAUAAUUUCCUCAAAAUGAUUAUUCGGUUGUUGGAAGGCUUCACGUCGUUAGGAUGCCAUGAUGGUUUGUUUAGAAAUAUUCGGGGGUCAGACUUUCGGCCUUUCCAAGCUUGGAUCGUGCUUCAACACUCGCAUCACCUGCCAUUGAAAACAGCACAUUUCAGGCUGCGCCUCGUCUUGCCAAUCGGCUUGCGGCUCAUCCACAUCUUCCAAUCCCAUCGUCAUCGUCGUGCCAGCGUCAUCCUCUAGCAACUGCGGCUCCUCUUGUCAGAGCCAAUGCGACCGAGUCUGCACGACGCCCGUCUGCGUCAAGACCUGCCAAAAUGCCUGCCUCAGCACCUGCGGAAGCUCCUGUGCCGGCGGAUCUUGUACUACGCCCACACCAGUGGUAGUUGUUCAGGCGGUCGGUUUUUUUAAAAGCUAUCUAUUCUUUUUUGCUCGGUUGAUAAUUUUUGUUAGAAAGCUUUUCUGGGUGAUAGAAGCUUCUGUUUAUCUUGAUCAAGAAGAGAAAUGUCUCGAAAAAAAAGGCCGUGAGAGGAAAGGUUUUUUGUCCGGGACUCAUUAUCUCCUUCCUAAUAUAGCGGUCCUUUGCGAAGAAAAAUCAGUUCGAAAAUCCUUGAGAAGGUGAAAAACGCGAUACUUCGAAAUUCAUAAAUGCCUCAAAAAACAUCAUUUUACAACGAUGCGCCGUAACUGGAGACUGACUUCAGCCAUCCAAGAAAGGUCCUGACACGAUAAUAAAAGAGAUAGUGUGUGGUUGAUGGAGAGCGCAGACAGGCCACGCCCCCUUAACUUUCCAAGCUAACCGUGAAUCGGCUAUGUGAUGCCUCUUAAUGACAUGGUCUAUAAUAUGCCCAGUUCGGGUAAGCCGUGAAGCUAUUUUACGUGCGACCAUGGUUUUGUCACGAACCAUUUACGCGGGUACUUCUGACCAUAAAACCACGAAGUAUACUGAAAAAAAGUUGCCUCUAUUUUAAAGAAAACUCUACCAAAUCUUCAUCUUCCCCGUACUUUCAAAAAGACCAUUCGAGUUUCAGAGCCCCUGCCAGAGCCGCUGCCAAAACACGUGUCAAUCCACGUGCCAAGCCACCCAGUCGGUCUCUUUCUGCGCUCCACUCUGCCAACAAACCUGCCAGUCCACUUGUCAGGCCGCCCAAGCCGUCGUGGUAAGACCCCGACGUCUUCCUCGGAACCAACUCCAAUUUCCAGAUGCCAUGCCAAAGUUCCGGCUCAGUGGGAUGCUCCUGCAGCUCCGGUUUCAGCCGCUGCGGCUCGCAGUGCUGCAGAAACCGCCUCUAA